UCAUUUCCCUGUAGAUUUACGCAAUGACAUAAUCCUGACCUGUCAAUCAAAUCCCAGACCCGCCCUCUAAAACAGAGAGUCAAGAAAAUACAAAACACCAUCGAAGGGUCAGAACCUGGGCCUGGACAGACAGCGGGAUGAAUCAGCUGCUCUUCUUCACGCUCUGCUUUAGUGUGUGUGGCUCUGCUCUGGGUGCGGCGAUCACUCCUCUGUGUAGCUCGGUGUACAGGGGCUUUGCGGAGUGCCUGGUUACUCUGGGGGACAGUGUGAGCGUCCAGUCAGACAACGUCCAGGACAUCACCUCCAUCUGCAGGUACUGGGACGUGUUUCAGGACUGUGUGAGGGGGGCGCUGGCGGGAUGCCGGGGCGACGCUGCCGAGGUCUGGGAGUCUCUACGAGCCGAGUCUCGCCGGACGCAGUUCUCCGGAAACCUGUACGAAAUGUGUGCCAACCGCCCCCCAACCCCUACCCCCAAACCCCUGACCCCGCCCAGCACCGACCAGACCAAUCAGGAGUCUCUGAAAGGACUUGCGGCAGGCAGUGGCCACACCCACUCUGUGCGGUUAUUUCUAGCCUGCAUUUCUGUUGUUCUGAUCCGAUAGUACCUCCAAACAUACAGCCAAUACUUUACACACGAUGACUGCAAAGCAUGUUUAUAAUAGAAUAACCAGUUUCUACACCCAUUAUUCUUCAGCUCCACUGAUCAUAUUGGACACAAAAAUAAAAAUAGAAUUAUUACA
Messenger RNA from Astyanax mexicanus (Mexican tetra), 740 nucleotides. RefSeq names its product neuritin 1-like b (gene nrn1lb). Bases 138 to 602 code for a protein of 154 amino acids. The transcript has 4 exons. Gene Ontology annotation, cellular component: plasma membrane. The record is from RefSeq and is a predicted model, not a curated record. Gene Ontology annotation, biological process: nervous system development; neuron projection extension. NCBI's taxonomy places the organism in Eukaryota, Metazoa, Chordata, Actinopteri, Characiformes, Acestrorhamphidae.